This is a messenger RNA of Electrophorus electricus (electric eel), 3429 nucleotides long. RefSeq names its product ankyrin repeat and LEM domain-containing protein 2. Gene Ontology annotation, biological process: negative regulation of phosphorylation. NCBI's taxonomy places the organism in Eukaryota, Metazoa, Chordata, Actinopteri, Gymnotiformes, Gymnotidae. Gene Ontology annotation, molecular function: protein phosphatase 2A binding. Gene Ontology annotation, cellular component: endoplasmic reticulum. The record is from RefSeq and is a predicted model, not a curated record.
GGCUCCCUACCGCGGACAGGACCACGAAUGCAUGGUGGAUGGCAUAAAAUGUAUUUUAAGUCAUAGUCGUAGUGGGACCUGAUUUCACAUAACUACGCUCGCUGGGAUUUCGUGUGUCUGUGUCGGGUGCGGAUUCGUUUGCAUGUAAGGUUUGGCUGAGUUUCAAAGUAGGUGUGGAGCGCAGCAGGGUGCGUUAGAUAGAUAGCUAGCUAACGAAGUUACCGCCCUAGAUAAGUAGGUUGAAAUACAUGAAAAGUAUUCGUGAACGUUUUCACUCGGUCACAGCAGGAUAUGUGCAUACAGAAAGCUUUGUAUUUGCAGUAAAACUGACUUUCCAGAUGCUUAUUUUAUUUGAGGAAAAUCUCACCUGGCGCUCCUUCGGAAGUGGAAGCUGAGAUGUCGCAAGCCUACGCCAAAUGCGCAACAGCGAGCCGUUAACUUUCAGAUUAAAGUCACUUUACCAGAUCAGAUCGCCCCAUUAUGGAGGCGGUGCUGGGUAGACUGGGAUCGCUGAGUCCGGAUGAGCUUCGGGAGGAGAUCACAAGGGCAGGGCUGAAGUGUGGGCCUAUAACAGCCACCACUAGGGGAGUCCUUGAGAAAAAGCUGGCCCAGACACUUUUGGAAAGCAAUGCGGGUGAGUGCGGCCCGUCGCACGCGGACAGACGGGAACCUGGUGACAGCACGCGCUGUUUGGAGCAGCCGCAUUCCCCGGACACUGACGCACAAGCGGAGGGUGCGAGUUCUUCUGGCCAAGCUUUGGGCCAUGUGAGUCAACAGACUUGGCCUGAACCCACCUCCUCCCUUUUCUAUGGAGUACUGCCACCUCCGGACGAUCCAUUGCUUAAUGAUGGUUGCCUCCAUGUUUAUACUGACAAGCAGAAAGCGCUGAAGGCUGUGACAAAGAUGAAAGGGGCCAGGUUCAAAGAUUUCUCCAACAGAGAGGAUGCUGAGAGCUUUGCUAAGGGCAUAUGUGAUGGUGGCCUGUCACCCCAAACACACUCUGCAGACAAAUCCCCCACUUCUCCGGCAGGCAGACCUGAUCAUCAGCUUGAGAAAUCAAUAGGUCUGGAAAUGGUGAAUAUGGAGAAGGCUAAUGAGUUCAAAAGUCCACGCACACAGGACCUCACAGCGAAACUUAGGAGAGUUGUGGAACAAGGAGACAAAGAAGCCUUCAAAAAGCUUGUGUGGAGUAACCCAAGAUACCUUAUUGGAUCUGGAGACAACCCGACUAUUGUGCAGGAAGGAUGCAGAUACAAUGUUCUACAUGUAGCAGCAAAAGAGAAUCAAGCAGAGAUGGCACACCUGAUACUGGAGACCCUGGAAAGUCUGGAGUUCAUGCGGCUCAUGUAUCCCAAUGAUCAAGAGACCAUGUUAAUGCAGCGGACUGACCAUAUAGUAGACCUGUACCUCAACACAUCUGAUAAAGGGAGCAAUGAGACCCCGCUUCACUUUGCCUGUAAGUUUGGCUGUCCAGACGUGGUGAAUGUUCUUUGCUCCCAUCCAGCCAUCGAUAAAAACCUCAGGAACAAGCAUGGGCAGAAACCCUCCAGUGUGAUAUGUGAGAGGAAUAACAAAAAUAAGCAUACUAAGGAGAGGAUCAGGGAAUAUUUGGAAGACCGUUUUUUCAUUCCGCUGCUGAGAGCUACAGAUAACACUCUUAACCCUGUCAUCGGCGUGCCGUGGGUCCCUGGGUCCUCCCAGUGUGGAGAGCUGUCUGUUGGCUCAAGGCCUACCGAGGACAGUAUGACUAUUGGGGCAUUAGUAGGCCCUCUCAGUCUGCUGAAGGCAAACAAGUUUUACAGGUUGUGGAAAACGCCACCACGUGACCGAGCCAGAUAUUUUCAUCAUAUACUAAAGUCGGAUUUGGGCCGAGGGGCAGAGCGAGUUGGAAGGGAAUUAGCACAUGAGAUGAGGUACCCCUGGGCUGAAUACUGGGACUUUCUGAGUUGCUUCAUUGACCUCUCUACAGAGGAUGGCUUGAAAAUGCUGGAAAAUUAUUUGAACAACACUAUUCAACAGACAAAUGCCACAGACAAGAACUGGAUGCAUUUAAAAUCACUUUCUUCACUCUCUGGACAGGAUAAUGGGUCCAGUCCUACCUCUGGGAUAUUCCUUGAUGAUCUGCUUCUGAAUGCCCCUGGGACACCACGGGACCCUGUUAGCUGGACUGAAGAAAUCAGCCCUGUAUCUUUACAGUCCCCUGUGUGUAACCUAUUGCAGGAGUUUGAGAAGGUUUUCUUCGACAAGGCUUCUGGAGACAGUCCAGAGAGUACUGUGGAUUCCGGGAUAGGUUUUCUCACUUUUCCUGGUUCUGGAGGAGGUGGUGAACUGCAUGUGGCAGACCAGAGAGGGUCAGAGUGGACCCAGAACAAGGAGACCGACUCUGGCUCAGAGGAAUACUACACAGCGGAUGAGGGCACAGAGGACGAUGGAAGCCAGGGGAGCCCAUUUCCUGUUCGGGGUGUCCUGGGCCAUACUAUUCAGUGGAGCUGUGGGGGGAGGGAUCGGAGCAGCUCCGCAUCUACUGGCUCCUCCUACAAGUCCACAUGCAGUAUACCUGAAGAAGGGAGCCCCACGGAGGGAUUUGGGCAAAAUAUUUAUCUAGUGGGUGACUCACCCACCAAGCUGGACAAUGAUGUCCUGUUAGCACUAACAGGACUGGAAAUUGACCAGCAGCUCUAUCCCUGCAUUGCCAAAUGGAGGAACACCGUUGUGUCUUACCCUGAACCUCAAAGACAGAGAUGGCCAGGUGUUAAGGUGACAGGAAAUCCCAACAGGCUUACACGCAGUUGGCUGACGGGCUCACCUAGCUUCCUAGGCCUGAGGACGUUCAACCUGGAACAGUACCCAUAAGACAGCAGAGCAAGCAGACCUUCCCCAAGCAGUUAGCUGGUUAACCUGUGUUGCACUCAGGUGGUGAGAGUUGGAUUUAUAUGGUUACAGUUUAUCCAUUAACAUGUCAUGACAGAAUCAUCGGGAGUAUUACAUCAGUCACUGAUAAGAGUACAUAAGAGAUUGUUAUUUAUCACCGUCACAUUUGAGUCUAAAACUCUUCCCAGAAUUAAUUCCUCUGUCCAUCCUCUUGAGAAAAUUUGUAUAAUUGCUAUUUAUAAAACAUUACAUUGCUACAUUUAUGCACUAUGGAUGUUAAAAAAUCUCCUAUAAUUAGCAAAUGGUUAAGUGGCAGCUGAUAAUUUUGUUUAUUUAUACUAAUGUCAAACAAUUACUAUUAGGAAAAAAUGCUGCACAAGUAAUACCUGUAAAGCAGCGACCAUUUGUGGGACUUGAUAUCCAGACAGAUCUGAGCAGAGAGCAAAAACGCUGUAAUGAGCAUCGUAGCUGCUUGAGAACUUCUUUGGCUUAACAUCUGGUUUUGUGCCACUUCUUAAUUGCAAUAAAAUUGCAAGACCUUGGUUGCUUAUACAUUUA